CACCUGCUGCAGAGAUCUGUUUAGUACCAGUACUUAUUCUUGAAUAUACCAAUCAAAUUAUUUCACGCAGGCUGCUUCGAUAUUAAUAUAUUAUAUUAUUUUUGCACUUUGCAAAUUGACCAUCUCAAUAUCUUUUUCUUAAUUUUCCCCUAAAAUAAUUCUCUUAAUUCAAGAUUCUAUCAACCCAAUACUUUUCUCUGCUUUGUUUGGCUGCUUGUUUUGUGGGUUUUUGAUUAUAGCACGCAAAAGGCUUCCUUUUUAUGUGGCCGCCUGCAUGCUGUUGAGAUAACACAAGGCUUGUUGGGUUUAUCGACUUCUUCAAUUUCUAUAUGCAUUUUCUUUGAUUGCUGUCCUGAACUCUCUUUUAACUAUAAACAACGCAGAUACUGCGGAUUGAUUGUUAUGAAUUGGUGGAAAUAUUGAAUAAUGGGGCAUAAUUCAAAGAAGAAGAAAAAAGGGGGAGGUGGUGGGAGUGGAAGGAGGAGUAAAGGAAGGGCUCAAUUGAAGGAUCAUCAUGCUUCUAGUGCUGGUGAUGAUAAUGAACUUCUUGCUGAGGAAAUCACUGCUUUAUGUGCCAUCUUUCAAGAAGAUUGCAAGAUUGUUUCAGAGUCACCUCCUCAAAUCAUUAUCAAGCUCAGGCCUUACUCGAAGGAUAUGGGCUAUGAGGAUCUCGAUGUUUCUGCUUUGCUUUCAGUCAGGUGCUUACCUGGGUAUCCUUUCAAGUGCCCAAAGUUGCAGAUUACUCCAGAGAAUGGUUUGACAAAAACUGAUGUGGAUAAUCUCCUGUCUCUCCUUCAUGACCAGGCAAAUUCUAAUGCUCGGGAAGGACGAGUCAUGAUUUUCAAUCUGGUAGAGGCUGCUCAAGAGUUCUUGUCUGAAAUUAUCCCAGUGAAUCCAACACCUGAAACUGUUUUAUGUUCAGCUAGGGAUAGCGUUGGCCAGUUAUUUCAGGGCAUUGCAGUUUCAAGCAACAAGAUUUGCUCUUCUAGUUGGCCGUUUGUUUAUGGUUUCAUAGAUCUCUUUAGUGGCUCUGGAGAGUCAUGGGAUUGGGGUCUUGCAGUCGAUGAUAAUAGGGGAGUGAAUUCUUCAAUAAAAUCCCAUUUGUUAGAUGGUUCAAAGGCUGGAUAUGAGGUACAGGAAAAGAAACUAGAUAAGGUCACAAAGCCACUGAUGUUGCAAGACCCAAAGCAAGGUCCAUUGGUUUCCCCUGGUGCAAAGUUAGAUACCCUUGAGGAAGAGACUGAGGAAGAUAACAAGAGCAUAUCGACUGAUUCAAGUAGAUCUCUAACAGAGGAAUCUGUGGAAAAUGAAAUGGGAGGCAAGGAGGUUACUUCUACUGAGGAGAGUGGAGCAGAAGAUGAUGAUGCGGAGCUUGAAAGUGAGCCUUGGGAAUUGCCGUCUUCUGCAUCCUUAGGUCAUCAUGAAGUAACUCGUACUAUUGAAAAGGAUCUAAUAAUGGUUCACAUGCUUCGCCUUGCUUGUGCUUCAAAAGGAGUAUCGGCUGAUGCUUUACCUCAAAUAACUAGGGAGCUAUGCAAUUUAGGUGUAUUCUCAGAGGGGGCAUGUGAUUUAGCUUGUAAACCAUCUUCAAUCUUUAAUGAGACCUUUGAUCAUGUUUUCCAUCAACAUAUGGUCUCUUCCAAAGUAUCUCAAUUUUGGAAACCUACUUCUGAUUUAGGAGGGUCUAAUACAUCUCUCCCGAACUCUCGAUAUUUGAAUGACUUUGAAGAGCUACAACCUCUUGGUCAUGGUGGUUUUGGUCAUGUUGUAUUGUGCAAAAAUAAGCUAGAUGGAAGACAAUAUGCAGUGAAGAAAAUUCGCCUGAAGGACAAAAGUUUGCCUGUUAAUGACCGAAUUUUGAGGGAAGUAGCCACACUCUCGCGUUUGCAGCAUCUACAUGUUGUCCGCUACUAUCAGGCAUGGUUUGAAACAGGAGUUGUUGGUUCUUUUGGUGACACUAGUUGGGAUUAUAGUACAGCAGCAAGCUCCACAAUCAGUUACCAUGGAGCGAGCUCCACAAUCAGUUACCAUGGAGCAAGCUCAGCUGAUAUUGGCCAAGAUGUUAAGCUUGAUUCAACAUAUCUAUAUAUUCAAAUGGAGUACUGCCCGAGGACCCUUCGCCAAGUUUUUGAAUCGUAUAAACAUUUUGACAAAGAGUUGGUAUGGCAUCAAUUUCGGCAAAUUGUUGAAGGCUUGGCACACAUACAUGGACAAGGAAUCAUCCAUCGGGACUUAACCCCUAACAAUAUCUUCUUUGAUGCUCGCAAUGAUAUUAAAAUUGGUGAUUUCGGUCUUGCCAAGUUCUUGAAGCUUGAGCAGCUGGAUCAUGAUGCGACCUUACCUACAGAUACAUCUGGAGUUUCAGCUGAUGGAACUGGGCAAGUUGGAACUUACUUUUACACUGCACCUGAAAUUGAGCAAGGAUGGCCGAAGAUUGAUGAAAAGGUUGACAUGUAUAGCUUAGGAGUCGUGUUUUUUGAGCUUUGGCAUCCAUUUGGGACAGCCAUGGAGAGACACAUUAUUUUAUCUGAUUUAAAGCAAAAAGGAGAGCUUCCUUCUUCAUGGGUUGCUCAAUUUCCAGAGCAAGCAUCCUUGUUGCGUCAGUUGAUGUCUCCAAGUCCAUCUGAUCGCCCAUCUGCCACAGAUCUUCUUAAGAAUGCAUUUCCCCCAAGAAUGGAAUCCGAGUUAUUGGACAAAAUUCUGAGAACAAUGCAAACUUCAGAGGAUAGAAGUGUGUAUGACAAAGUUGUCAAUUCUAUCUUUGACGAAGAGAUUUUAAGCAUGAAAAGCCAUCAUCAACAUGUUGGUCUACUGGGAAUGGGUGGAGAUGAUUCUAGCUGCAUUCAGUAUGCAGAUUUAGACACUGAGCUUCGUGACUAUGUUGUCGAGGCUGCAAGGGAAAUGUUCAAACGACAUUGUGCAAAGCAUUUGGAAAUAAUUCCUGUGCGCUUAUUGGAUGAUUGUCCGCAGUUUUCUAGGAAAACUGUCAAACUUUUGACCCAUGGAGGAGAUUUGCUUGAGCUUUGUCAUGAGUUGCGUCUGCCUUUUGUUAGUUGGCUUAUUGCAAAUCAGAAAUUUUCAUUCAAACGCUAUGAAGUAUCAUCAGUUUAUAGGAGAGCAAUUGGCCAUUCACCACCAAAUCGCUAUUUACAGGGUGAUUUUGAUAUUAUUGGAGGUGCAUCAGCUCUAACAGAAGCAGAGGUUAUCAAGGUGACAAUGGACAUUGUAACUCGCUUCUUUCUCUCAGAUUCAUGUGAUAUUCAUCUAAAUCAUGGGGACCUACUAGAUGCUAUUUGGUCUUGGGUAGGAAUCAAGCCAGAGCAUAGACAGAAAGUUGCAGAGCUUCUUUCCAUGAUGGGCUCCUUGCGUCCUCAAUCCUCUGAAAGGAAGUCAAAAUGGGUAGUAAUAAGACGUCAGCUUUUGCAGGAACUAAAUUUAGCUGAAGCUGUUGUAAAUAGGUUGCAGACUGUUGGUUUGCGGUUCUGUGGAGCUGUGGACCAAGCCCUUCCUCGAUUACGUGGGGCCCUCCCAGCUGAUAGUCCUACUCGGAAGGCCCUUGAUGAGUUGUCAGACCUCGUUAUCUAUUUGAAAGUUUGGAAGAUAGAACAUCAUGUUUAUAUAAAUGCGCUAAUGCCACCAACUGAGAAUUAUCACAGAGGUUUGUUUUUCCAGAUAUAUUUGAUGAAGGAGAACAGUCCUGGAUCGAUCAAUGAAGGUACACUGCUUGCAUUAGGUGGCCGCUAUGACUAUUUACUUCAUCAACUGUGGGAUCAUGAAUAUAAAACACAUCCUCCUGGUGCUGUUGGUACUAGCCUUGCAUUGGAGACAAUUAUUCAGCAUUCUCCUGUCGAUUUCAGACCUACAAGAAAUGAAACUAGCACCAAUAUUCUUGUUUGUUCAAGAGGCGGAGGUGGUCUAUUGGUUGAGAGAAUGGGAUUAGUUGCUGAACUAUGGGAAGCAAAUAUCAAGGCUGAGUUUGUCCCAAUCUCCGAUCCAAGCCUUACGGAGCAAUAUGAAUAUGCAAGUGAGCAUGAUAUAAGAUGCCUUGUCAUCAUAACAGAUGCAGGUCUAUCACAAACAGGUUUUGUAAAGGUGAAAGCAAUGGCAAUCCUUAUUUCAAGGAGGCAAGUAUGGUGCCAGAUUGCAUUAGUUUUGACUAAGAGAAGCUAACUUCUCCAUCUAAAAGAGAGGCUGCUGGAGCAUGAAUUUAGAGUGUAAUAUAUUGGGAAAGGAAGAAAAGAAAGAAAAUGUUUACUUUUCAGAGUUAUAGCUUUUUCAUUUUCUGCUGCAAUUUCUUUAUUUUUUUUUUUGCUGCAAAUCUUUUGUUUCAUGUUAUUUUUUUCUUCCUCCUAAAUCCAAUAGUGGUAUCAGAAGCCCAAUGAUUUUGAGGGGCUUGUUUAUGUUAAAAAAGAAAAGAAAUCAAUUUUGAAGUCCUUGAUUUAAGAUAAGCAUAGCUUCAUCAAGUCUAUGUUUGUUACGUUCAUGUUUCUAUGUUUGGCAUUCUAAAUUCAUGUUCUUGGAAAUGGAAAAAGAGAAAAGAAUAUAUUGUUUAAUGGGUUCUCUGCAGAAGAAUGAAAAUUGUCUCCAAAAUAUCUCUAAAGAAUGUGAUCAAAAUGAAAUUUUGAUUGUGCCAUGUUUUUCUCCCAAAAAAAAAAAGAAACAGAAAGAAAGCUAUGGUGCUUUCUUGAGUUGUCAAAAACAUGACCUAUUAAAGAGUAUAAGUUAGAUGAGUUAAAUGUUAUUAGUUAAAUGUCUUUAGUGUUGAUGUAAUCUGAUUUAGGUGAAAAGCGAUGAUGAUCCUUAUUUCAAGGAGGCAAGCGUGGUGUUAGGUUGCAUUAGUCUUGACGAGAAGUUAACUUCUCCCUAUAAAAGGGAGGCUGCUGGAGCAUGAACAUAGACUGUAAUGUAUUGGGAAAGGACGAGAAGAAAGAAAAGAUGUUUUUAUGUUUCAGAGUUGUAGCUUUUCAGUUUCUGCUGGAAUUUCUUUUAUGUGUUCUGCUGCAAAUCUUUUGUUUCAUAUUUCUUUUCUACCUCCAAAAUCAACAGCUUUCUACGUGAUUUACUGUAACAUCCAAGCCUUGGCAUGAAACCCCAAUCCUGAUCAUUGUGCCUGGCUCAUUCCAUGCAAUCCUGAUAACGUCCCUGGCAGAACCUUCUAGAUAGUAUUGCCGAAACACGGGAAUAUCUGAUCUUUUGCUAAUAUGUUAUUGGUUAUCGUGUUAGAUUAUAAUUCCCUGCCGAUUUUAGUUCUUUUUUCUUUUGACAUUAUUUUUUAGAAUAAUUUUUAUAACUUAUCCUUUUAGUAACCUAUAAUCAGACUGAUUCAAUACUAUUUUUUUUUUCUGACUAACCUAGGAAUUGUGCUUACUAAUUCAUUCUAUGCGCAUUCGACAGGUUCGACAUCUUGAACU
This is a messenger RNA of Ricinus communis (castor bean), 5411 nucleotides long. Its product is annotated as eIF-2-alpha kinase GCN2. Lineage: Eukaryota; Viridiplantae; Streptophyta; Magnoliopsida; Malpighiales; Euphorbiaceae. Gene Ontology annotation, biological process: mitochondrial translation; protein phosphorylation. The record is from RefSeq and is a predicted model, not a curated record. The transcript has 30 exons. Gene Ontology annotation, cellular component: cytosol; mitochondrion. Gene Ontology annotation, molecular function: ATP binding; eukaryotic translation initiation factor 2alpha kinase activity; protein binding. Bases 427 to 4170 code for a protein of 1247 amino acids.